Myripristis murdjan (pinecone soldierfish) is the source of this 2960-nucleotide messenger RNA. RefSeq names its product methionine adenosyltransferase 1A (gene mat1a). The coding region runs from base 1 to 1164 and encodes 387 amino acids. Gene Ontology annotation, biological process: S-adenosylmethionine biosynthetic process. NCBI's taxonomy places the organism in Eukaryota, Metazoa, Chordata, Actinopteri, Holocentriformes, Holocentridae. The transcript is spliced from 10 exons. The record is from RefSeq and is a predicted model, not a curated record. Gene Ontology annotation, molecular function: ATP binding; methionine adenosyltransferase activity.
AUGAGUGACCUGCUGGAAGAUGGGUCUUUCAUGUUCACGUCGGAGUCCGUGGGAGAGGGACAUCCAGACAAGAUUUGUGACCAGAUCAGUGAUGCUGUCCUGGACGCUCAUCUGAGGCAGGAUCCAGAUGCCAAGGUGGCCUGUGAAACGGUGUGCAAGACUGGCAUGGUGCUGCUGUGCGGAGAGAUCACAUCACGCGCCAACGUCGACUACCAGAAGGUGGUGAGGGACACCAUCAGACACAUUGGCUACGACAACUCUGAAAAAGGUUUUGACUAUAAGACGUGUAACGUGCUGGUGGCUCUGGAGCAGCAGAGUCCGGACAUUGCCCAAGGGGUCCACGUGGACAGACGUGAGGAGGACAUUGGAGCAGGAGACCAGGGUCUGAUGUUCGGCUAUGCCACAGAUGAGACAGAGGAGUGUAUGCCUCUCACUAUUGUCUUAGCCCACAAACUCAACGCAAAGAUGGCUGAACUCAGACGCAACGGCACCAUCCCCUGGCUGCGUCCUGACUCUAAAACACAGGUGACAGUGCAUUACGAUCAGAAGGACGGAGCCGUCAUCCCCAAGAGAGUUCACACUGUGGUCAUCUCUGUCCAGCAUGACGACUGCAUUUCUCUGGAUGAACAGCAAAGGGUCCUCAAGGAGAAGGUGAUCAAAGCUGUGGUUCCUGCUAAAUAUCUGGAUGACAAGACCAUGUAUCACCUCCAGCCCAGUGGUCGCUUCGUCAUUGGAGGACCUCAGGGUGAUGCUGGUGUGACAGGCAGGAAGAUCAUCGUUGACACGUACGGAGGUUGGGGUGCUCAUGGUGGUGGAGCCUUCUCUGGCAAGGAUUUCUCAAAGGUCGACCGUUCUGCCGCCUAUGCCGCCCGCUGGGUGGCCAAGUCCCUGGUCAAGGCAAAGCUGUGUAGGAGAGUGCUGGUUCAGGUCUCCUAUGCCAUUGGAGUGGCCCACCCUCUCUCCAUCUCCCUGUUCACCUAUGGCUCUUCCCCAAAAACAGAGUCAGAACUCCUUCAGAUCGUCAACAAGAACUUUGACCUGCGGCCAGGAGUCAUUGUCAGGGAACUGAAGCUGAAGAGGCCUAUCUACCAGGAUACAGCCGCCUAUGGCCACUUUGGCCGUCCAGAGUUCACUUGGGAGAUUCCCAAGGACCUCAAGUUCUAAAAACUCCGUCUGCUCGUCCCGACCAACCAGCAUGGAGACUGACCACAAGGCUUCUUUAUGGGCUACAACCACAAAAGACAAUUACUUCUUUUUGAAUCUCACCAGCUCCACCAAUUGAGAGGAUGACUUUUUUUAUUAUUGGAAGAGAUAAAGCUAAAGUUAGGAAUAGGUCAGCAAUGAGAUUUUAGGUUAGCUUUGAGGAGGUGAUUAUAUAAUUGUAUGCCAGUGUGGCUGUAGCCCAUAUAAUGGGACAUUUCAUGCUCCCUAACCCCAGUGAGAAGGGAAAAAUUGCAGAGGACAUGUCACUAGCCAACCCCUUUCUCUCCCCUCCCUGCUUUUGUAGGCCACAAAACAUCUUAAUCAAAAGAGAGGAUAGUCACUGUGAUGCAUCUAGACUGGACAAUCCAGGUGGUCACAUUCAGAUACAACCUGACAGACCACCUCAAGACAUUGGCUGACUUAAAUUUAUCAACUGAAAACCCAUAGGGACUAUGUGUUGCCAUAUCAAGAGGGUGUUUUAGCACUAUUAAGGAAGCAUAUUUAUGCAUAAUAUGCAUAAUUGCUGAAAACUAACAAUUGUGCUCCACAAGCAAAGCCUUUAGCCACAAAACUGUACAGGUCAGUGUGCACCAACUAACCUCAGCACAUAUCAUUUCCAAAUGGUGCUAUUUUAUGAAACCAUUACCUAUUACACAACCAAAGGCUUGACUUUUUUCUCCACUGAGAAGAAACUAAAAAGUGGACUCGAGAAAAAAACAAUUUCUUUUAAUUCCAUCUUCCUGUCAUAACUUUUCUAAGUCUUAUUUUGUAGUAAUGAGCUACAGAAAGCUGUUUGCACUAUUACAGCCACUAUUGUGCAGGAGGACCUUAAAAACUCGAGGGAGAUAUGUCCUCUGUAUGUUACAGUCUACCAAAUGGUAAAUUAGCCAUUAAGCCUUAUGUUUUAAUAGUGCCCCACAACUCAUGUCUUAACUACCUUUUGAAUCUCUUCUCAAUUCUGCUUUGUUUCAGUAUCAAGUUUUAGUGCAAAUACAAAUAUACACGGCAAAUUUGUAUCUAAUGUCUGCAUUUUUACCACAAACCUGUUGUUGUGGCUGAGGCUAUAACUGUGAAUAGACUUAUUUUAGCAAAUACAUAGAGGUCUGUAUUAGUCUGACUUGAUUAUGAAUUGAUCUUUUGUGAUUGUUUGCUCUAUACAGUGGAUUACCAAGCUGCAUACUGCCAAGAUUAAGCAUAUUUCUAUGGACCGCUGAUGCCUUAAGAUUGCUACAUUUUCACAGUAUUACAGUACAUGCCGUUGUUGAUUUAUGAGAACAAGCCAAAGUUGGUCAAACGUAAAAAAACGUGAUGACAGAAUACCUUUCCUGCAAAAGUGCUGCUGUCGAAUGUGAAUUUUUUUCCCCCUCACCAUAUAGAAUCUGCUCCUUCAAUAUCUUUGAGAUAUUAAUGUUGACCCAGAUCCAUCAACCCAGAGGAGAAAAUUAGGGAGCAUCCCUAAAAAUGAUUUGCAUGUGAUAGGUCAUGUGGAGCAUUAUGUAAAUUAGAAGAUUGUUUUUGCCAUUCAUAAAUAACAGAAGUAUUUGGUUACUUUCAUCAUACACAGUAAUCAAACACUUCUGAUGUACUUGAGGCAGUGCAGCAGUAUUCCCCUUUUAUACAGAUUUAUAUCACGGACUAUUGUGGUGAGCACAACAAUGCUUUCACCUGCGUCCAACAUCUUGUUGUAAGACAGGUAUUUCUCUAUUAACUCUGUGCUGAUCUGUAUCCUUUCUUGUCAACUUUAGCCUGCAGAGAAA